This is a messenger RNA of Dioszegia hungarica, 1485 nucleotides long. RefSeq names its product Alpha/beta hydrolase family-domain-containing protein. NCBI's taxonomy places the organism in Eukaryota, Fungi, Basidiomycota, Tremellomycetes, Tremellales, Bulleribasidiaceae. The transcript is spliced from 4 exons. The coding region runs from base 1 to 1485 and encodes 494 amino acids. The record is from RefSeq and is a predicted model, not a curated record.
AUGUCGACUCAGGUCCAGAAAGCAGUCGGCAAGAACCCCUCGUACGCUCGCCCACCACAGCCGAGCUCGGUCGUCCCCGUAGUCCCUCCGCCCCCUUACAUCCCCUACACCUCCCCUCCCACUUCCUCUCUCCCACCUCCGCGCCUUCCUGAUCGACCACCAAUAGCAGACGUCCCAGCCGGAUGGACGCGGACGUCCCAUAUCGUCCCUGCUGCCUAUCCGAGGCGGUUCAAUGACUCAUUCGGUUCCCUCCGGCGCGAGAGCAAGCCGUUCCAGCUCGAACCGCCCAAGCAGGGCGAGACGAAAGAAGAGCGAUUGGCUCGGAAUGAGGGAGAGGCGCGGGAGUGUCUUAGGCAGCGGUUCGAUGCGAGAGGAUUCGAGAAUGGGGCGGCAGGGAAGGGAGAGGGGUUAUUUAUGGCUGGAGAGCGGUGGAGGAGGGAUGGGGCUAGCGAAGGGGUUGAGGGGGUCACGUUGGUUGUGACGCACGCAAAUGGCUUCCAUAAAGAGAGCUGGCAUCCGACUCUCCGGAGACUGCUCGAAGCAGACGCAUUUGACCCGUCCGAUACCUUCGGCGAGCCCGCGCUCAGGCGGACAUCGGCUUCAUCUUCAUCGAGUACGAAGAAGACACAGGUGGACGAGAUAUGGCUCUUUGACGACGUGCAUCACGCUGCGUCAAUAGACCUGAAUGCGGACCGGAUUGGCGGAGUGCACGGAUGGAGCGACGGCGGGAGGGAUAUCGUCAACUUCCUACAGCACGUCUAUGGAAGCGAAGGGGAGCAGUAUCCCGAUCAGGAGGUGCUGACGUGGAGGGAAGGGAAGGCAACCAAGAGGAGGAAGGUGAUCGGAGUGGGACAUUCAGUCGGCGGGAACGCGUUGGUCCAAGCAGCCGCCGAAGCUCCACAACUCUUCCACGGUAUCUUCCUCGUCGAGCCCAUGUGUCCUGCACACCACCCGCCCCGGUCGACCCUCAAGCUCGACGCCAACUUCUCCAAGGUCUGGCCACUCGUCAAUGCUGCCGCUCGACGCCGGUCAGAUUGGCCUACUCUGGACGAUGCCGCGAAAGUCCGCUCUUCGCCUUUCUACGCGAGUUGGCACGAAGAAACUUGGGCACUAUAUCUCUCACACGGGUUUGUUCCCCUGCCAGGACAGGAUGGGGCAGUCCAGCUCGCUACGCCGGCCUGGGCGGAAGGGUGUGUCUUUGCGGAGCCGACAGGCAUAGCGGAGGGGUGGGACAGGCUGGCGCAGCUGGAUGUUCCGGUGGGGUUCUUGAUGGCGGGAGAUAGCCGGUCGACGCAGGGCGAUGAGGCGACGGCGCGGAUGGUGUGGAGGCCGAAGCUCGGCUCGAAUGAGCGGGUCAUGGAUGGUGGUCACUUGCUCGUCCAGGAGAAGCCAGACGAGGUGGCUGACGCGCUUCAUCGCUUCAUUGGCGGCCUGUCGGAGGGCAUUCUGACCGUUCGGGACGUCCUAUCUCAAGCCAAGAUGUGA